AAACACCGCGUCGAAGAGAAAGCUGUGUGCGAAUGUUCAAGUGUCGUGUUGUUUCGUUAGCACAGCGCAGCGGCUCAGUCAGCUCACUUACAUGCUCUAGUACUGUUUCGUUCGCUGAAUUAACACACAGACAUGGCUGGAAGCGCUGGAGAAUGGUGUCUCAUGGAAAGUGACCCGGGGGUUUUCACAGAACUGAUAAAAGGCUUUGGAUGCAAAGGAGCACAAGUUGAGGAGAUAUGGAGCAUGGAGCCAGAGAACUUUGAAAAUCUCAAACCGGUUCAUGGCUUAAUUUUCCUCUUCAAAUGGCAACCUGGUGAGGAACCAGCUGGGUCAAUUGUACAGGACUCCAGACUUGACCAGAUCUUUUUUGCCAAGCAGGUCAUUAACAAUGCUUGUGCAACACAAGCGAUUGUCAGCGUGCUGCUGAACUGCUCACAUCCUGACAUGCACCUGGGUGAAACACUGACAGAGUUCAGAGAAUUCUCUCUCAGUUUUGACGCUGCAAUGAAGGGUCUUGCUCUCAGUAAUUCUGAAGUGAUUCGACAAGUUCACAACAGCUUUGCCAGACAGCAGAUGUUUGAGUUUGAUGCCAAGUCAUCAUCUAAAGAUGAAGAUGCUUUUCAUUUUGUGAGCUACGUACCUGUUAAUGGUAGACUCUAUGAACUGGAUGGACUUCGUGAAGGACCUAUUGACCUAGGUGCUUGCAACCAGGAUGACUGGAUUAGUGCAGUUCGGCCAGUAAUUGAGAAAAGAAUACAGAAGUACAGUGAAGGUGAAAUCCGUUUUAACUUGAUGGCCAUUGUGUCAGACCGCAAGAUGAUUUAUGACCGUAAAAUUGCAGAGUUACAGGCCCAGUUAUCAGAGGAAGAGCCAAUGGACACAGACCAAGGUGGAAAUCUCCUCAGCUCCAUCCAGUCAGAAAUCGCAAAGUACCAACUCCUGAUUGAGGAGGAAAAUCAGAAACUUAAACGAUACAAAAUUGAAAACAUUAGAAGAAAGCACAACUACCUACCCUUUAUCAUGGAAUUACUGAAGACCCUUGCUGAGUAUCAACAGCUGAUCCCAUUGGUUGAAAAGGCUAAAGAAAAGCAAAGUGCCAAAAAAAUUCAAGAAGCAAAGUAGUAACACCACAUUUUCAGUCAUUUGUGUAAUUUGCCACGGAAUGCCCUUUCGUCAUCUGUACCAAUGAGAGCACCUAUAAACUGAACCCGAGUGCGGUGCUUUUUGUCAUAUUGUCUAAAAGCUUCCACACUUGCAUGUCGAGGAAUGUUUAAAUAAACCUGUCUUAUUUUCAUAUAAAUCCCAUUGUUGGUCAGAA
Messenger RNA from Pygocentrus nattereri (red-bellied piranha), 1318 nucleotides. It is a transcript of the gene uchl5, whose product is annotated as ubiquitin carboxyl-terminal hydrolase L5. The coding region runs from base 133 to 1122 and encodes 329 amino acids. Lineage: Eukaryota; Metazoa; Chordata; Actinopteri; Characiformes; Serrasalmidae. Gene Ontology annotation, biological process: ubiquitin-dependent protein catabolic process; protein deubiquitination. Gene Ontology annotation, cellular component: Ino80 complex; cytoplasm. Gene Ontology annotation, molecular function: proteasome binding; cysteine-type deubiquitinase activity. The record is from RefSeq and is a predicted model, not a curated record. The transcript has 11 exons.